This is a messenger RNA of Trachymyrmex septentrionalis, 1618 nucleotides long. RefSeq names its product apolipoprotein D (gene Karl). The record is from RefSeq and is a predicted model, not a curated record. NCBI's taxonomy places the organism in Eukaryota, Metazoa, Arthropoda, Insecta, Hymenoptera, Formicidae. The coding region runs from base 127 to 846 and encodes 239 amino acids. The transcript has 4 exons.
ACAUUCGGUAUGUACGUGGCCUCUAGUCGCUGAGCAAGUCCCGACAGUCAAGGAGAGACGUCGCGCGCGAUCCAGCCGAUCAGCUUAUACCGUUUAUUGUGAGCGGAAUCUGAAUGCACGGUAAAGAUGCAUCCCGGAACGAGAAGACGUUCGGGAUUUUACUGGUUGACAAUAACGCUGCUUAUCAUCGGAUUUCUCAUCGGCGACGCCGACAGUGUUUGGAAGAGACGGGAGGAUAAGACCAAGUGCCCAAAAGUCAAGGGAAUACGCAACUUUGACAUAUCCGAGUUUCUCGGAUUGUGGUACAUAGUACAGUACUAUGCAAGCUCAGAGGAAGCCCUCGUGUACAGAUGCAUGAGAGCCGAGCUCUCGGUUUCGCCUGAAAACGCUGAAGUUACCAUGAAUUUCACUUACAGCUUUACUGACGAUCCUAUUAACGAGCUGCUCGUUGGUAACAUCACGUGGAAAAUCCCUUCGCCGGACUUACCUGCUCAUUGGAUGCACGCUGAGUUAUCAUACGAAGGAGUGUAUAAUACAUACGUAUUAGAUUCGGAUUAUAAAUCCUGGGCGUUACUAAUGCAUUGUGCUGAAAAGAGUAAAAGCCCAAGAUAUUUAUCUAGCUUCAUCAUGAGCCGUAAAGCGAACCUCGGGGCAAAUGUCAUUUCUUAUCUUCGAGAGAAACUGCCUAGAUAUGACAUUGACUUGGAGUACAUGUUCCCUAUGGACCAAAGGCAGUGCAAUAAGACGGAGAAUUCAGAAGAUAUGCUUAUGCCGACAAUGGCACCAGCUAAAAGAAGCCACAUCACCAGAAGGCAUCCGUUGAAACGAAAACAUAGAGGCCAAUAAAUUUCGCUCAAAUCAAACGUCUCUUCGUUACUUUGGGCUAAUUUUAUUAAUUCAAUUAACAACGUGUUAUAAUAUUCUUCGUCUCUUCCUCUUAUUUAUAAUUACAUAAUUAUAAUGAACAUGUUAUUGUUUUUCUUUAGACCCGUCGUCUCUCUCAAUAUCUUAGCACAAUUCAUCCAAAUUAAUUGAGACACAUGUGCCGCAGCACGUACGGUCAUCAUAAUCACUGUCAUCAUUAAUCAUCAUCGUCAUCAUCAUCGUUAUCAUUAGCAUAACAGUCGUCAGAUUAUCACUCAACGCACCUAGUACUUAAUUACUAGAUAUGGCAGCUACAACUUAUAAGAAAUAUUACAAAAUCACUUGUGAUUCAUGCUUCUCGCGUUUUCGCAAUGUUUUACGCAUACGAACGCUAUCACACCGACGGGCAACCUUUUUUUCUUGUGCGAGCAUUUUCGUUACUCGGCAAAUUCAUAUCUGGCUUUGUAAAAAUCGUUUCUGUCCGAUGUUAUAGUUACCGGUCUUCGCAAACGUGACAUUGCGUGACGAUAUCGUGACCCUCCCCUUCGUUAUAUGCGUUUCUAAAAUAUAAUAAUCGAGCGCUUCUGCCACGACCGAUUCGUGUCAUCCUGCCGUGGUCGCGCGGAAUAGGAAGAACGCAUCGGGGGAGCGAGACACAAGCCUAUAUAAAUUCGCCUAUAUGUUUCGAGAUCGUUGCGACGACCGAGAAAGAGAGAGAGAGAGAGAGAGAGAGAGAGAGAGAGAGAGAGAGAGA